This is a messenger RNA of Bombus pyrosoma, 1086 nucleotides long. Its product is annotated as golgin subfamily A member 6-like protein 22. Bases 1 to 1086 code for a protein of 361 amino acids. The transcript has 5 exons. Lineage: Eukaryota; Metazoa; Arthropoda; Insecta; Hymenoptera; Apidae. The record is from RefSeq and is a predicted model, not a curated record.
AUGGCAAAGUUCAGGAAAGGAAAAUACAGCAGAGAAGAACUAAUGGAGGAGAAGAAGGCAUUCAAACUGUGGUGGAAAGAAAGAAAGGAAAGACACGAAGAAGAGGAAAUGGAGAAGAUCAGGAAGAUUAGAACAGAGCAAGAGAGUCAGUGCCUCCCUCAAGAGGAUAAAGCCUCUCCAGGAGCUCAAGAGUCGGGAGAUAAGGAAGAUUUCAAAAAUACACUGGACAAGUACAGCUUGACAGAAAAGGAGACACCAACCAGGGAGAAAGGAAUGGAGAUAAUGACGGAAAAAAUGGGGAAAAUGGAAAGAAGAUUCGAGGCAAUGUUAAAGGAAAUAAAAGGCACAUUCGAAAAGCAAGUGGAGGAGAUGAAGAGAGAAAUGAAAGAGGAAAGGGAAAGAAGGAAAAGAGAGAGAGCCAGAGAGAAAGAAGAGUGGGAAAGGGAAAAGAAAAAACUAUUGGGCAGAAUCAGAAGAAUCGAGGAGGAGCAGGACAGUGCAGAGAGUGAGGAAAGGAGAAGGAACAUAGUAAUCAAAGGUGUGGACUGGAACAAAGGAAGCUAUAAAGAGACAGUAAAGGAGUUCAUACGCGAAAAAAUGAGAAUAGGGACAGAAGUAGAAAGAACAUAUAUGAUAAGGGUGGGGAACAAAAACAAUAAUAGUGGCAACGAUGAAAUCGAUGGAGGAAAAAAUAAGGAUAAUGAAGGAGAAAAGCAAACUGGGAAAGGGGGUAUACAUAGACGACGAUCUGACAAGAAAAGAAAGGGAGGUACAGCAACACAUAAGAAGGGUAGCCAGAGGCAAAUAAGUAAGAACAAGAAGGUGUGGGAAUAUUUGAAGACAUUCGACGUGAUCGGACUCACGGAAACAUGGAUAGAGGAAGACAAUAGGAAAAAAUUAAAAUAUAGACUACCCAAAGAAUUCGACUGGAAAUGCAGGGCAGCAAUGAAGGCGGAGACUGGAAUGCAAGAUAAACGAGGACCUAGGGAAAGAAAAAAGCAGGCGAUCAAAAAACAAGACAAUAAACAUGGAAGGAAGAACCCUGCUAAAGUACCUGGAAGAGAGAGGCUGGACGAUAAUCAAUAG